AUGGCUUCCAAAAUCUUUUCAGUAUUCGCAGUUUUUUAUCUGUUUUCUGCUCAGAGCAAUGGCUUCACAGUCGAUCUCAUCCACCGUGACUCCCCUUUGUCCCCUUUCUUCAACGCUUCCAACUCCCGAUUCGAUUCUCUACGGGAUUCUUUCCGCCGCUCCCAAGCACGCGCCGCCUACUUCAAGAAACGCGCCGCUGUGGGCUCCGCUAAGUUGGUGGUUGACAUCGAGGUUAUCCCCGGGGAAUACACCAUGAAAUUCUCGGUGGGUACCCCGCCGAUGGAGACUUUCGCGAUUGCCGAUACUGGAAGUGAUCUGACGUGGACGCAAUGCCGGCCGUGCGAUCGCUGCUUUGACCAGGACUUUCCGCUGUUUGAACCUCAAAAGAGCUCGUCUUAUAGAUCAUUGCCGUGCGAUUCGCCGCUAUGUUCCGAGUUUUUCUGCGCCGCCGGGAAUGUUUGUCAGUAUCAGUAUAGUUACGCGGACCAAUCCGAAACCGUCGGGGUCAUUGCCACCGAAACGUUGGUCCUAGGUAACGCUUCUUUCCCGAACUUCGCGUUCGGUUGCGGCCACCAAAAUGGUGGGACCUUCAGCGACGCCGCAUCCGGAAUUAUCGGCCUAGGUGGCGGCCCGGUCUCCCUUAUCUCACAGUUGAAUAAAACAAUCGCCGGAAAAUUCGCCUACUGCUUGCCGCCGCCUCAAACAUUGAAUAUCUCCACUCACAUCACAUUCGGCCCCGACGCCGCCGUCAUGGCUUCAGAUACUUCCGUCGUGUCGACUCCCUUAACCCUAAAAUCUCCCGCGACUUUUUACUGGCUCACCCUGGAAAACAUUAGCGUUGGAAACAAAACCUUAAAGAACCUGUCACAUGAAAUUCCCGCCCUUAACCCCGGGGAAAUCGGAAACAUCAUCAUUGACUCGGGAACGACGUUUACUUAUAUCCCGCCCGACCUCUACGACCUUUUGGAGUCUGAGUUAAAGCGCCUGAUUAACAAGACUCCGGUGAAUGAUCCGGAAGGCCUCUUUAAGCUCUGCUUCCAAACUACCGGCGGCUUGGAGGUUCCAACCAUCGUUGCACAUUUCACCGGCGCCGAUGUCGAGUUGUCACCCAACGGUACAUUCGUUUUUGUGGAACAAACCGUGGUUUGUCUGACGCUUUUCCCAGCGACGGAGUUUGAUCCCAUCUUCGGCAACCUGGCGCAGGUUGACUACAUUGUUGCUUAUGAUUUGGUCGGGAAGACUGUUAGCUUCAAGCCCGCUGACUGUUCUAAGUAUUGAUCGAGAUGCAUAGAUUCGAUGUAGUCCCAGUUUGAUUUAAGUAGUGAGAUUAAUG
Messenger RNA from Ipomoea triloba (trilobed morning glory), 1333 nucleotides. Its product is annotated as probable aspartic protease At2g35615. The record is from RefSeq and is a predicted model, not a curated record. The transcript has a single exon. Gene Ontology annotation, molecular function: aspartic-type endopeptidase activity. Gene Ontology annotation, biological process: proteolysis. Lineage: Eukaryota; Viridiplantae; Streptophyta; Magnoliopsida; Solanales; Convolvulaceae. Gene Ontology annotation, cellular component: extracellular region. Bases 1 to 1278 code for a protein of 425 amino acids.